Molecule: messenger RNA, 2856 nt
Organism: Nannospalax galili (Upper Galilee mountains blind mole rat)
Lineage: Eukaryota; Metazoa; Chordata; Mammalia; Rodentia; Spalacidae
Gene: Cdh18
Product: cadherin 18
Exons: 12
Coding region: 309-2681 (790 amino acids)
Biological process (GO): homophilic cell-cell adhesion; calcium-dependent cell-cell adhesion; cell-cell junction assembly
Cellular component (GO): catenin complex; plasma membrane; adherens junction
Molecular function (GO): calcium ion binding; cadherin binding
Source: RefSeq, a predicted model, not a curated record
GCUGAGAAAGUCCCUCUCUGCUUCUCAUAAAUUAAGUUCCUUUCCACCAGUUAGGGCAAGUCAGCCAAGGUAGAAAAUGAUGAUCUGUGUUCAUCUACAGUGAAGACUCGGGAUCCAAUGGCUGUUGCAGCUGUUCUGCCUGUGCCUCAGGAUGUAAACAUGAUCUGACCUUUCCCUGAUGGGCAGCUAUAUCAUGGACAGGCUAAACAACCUACUUUGGACUGUCCUUGGCAUCUCUUUUGAAUGCUCACUGAGCCCUUGUAGCCAACAAAGAAAGGAAGAACUGUGAACAGGAAAGUGAUCUUACAAUGAAACUUACGAGCACAUCUUGCAUCUGUCCAGUCCUCGUGUGUCUCUGUUUUGUGCAGAGGUGUUAUGGAACUGCUCACCACAGUUCCAUCAAGGUGACCAGAAACCAAACCAAGCACACUGAAGGGGAAACCGAAGUCCACCAUCGUCCGAAGAGGGGAUGGGUAUGGAAUCAGUUCUUUGUUUUAGAAGAACAUAUGGGACCAGAUCCACAAUAUGUUGGAAAACUGCACUCCAAUUCUGACAAAGGUGAUGGGUCUGUCAAGUACAUCCUAACUGGAGAAGGGGCUGGGACUAUAUUUAUCAUUGACGACACCACCGGUGACAUCCACUCUACCAAAAGCCUGGACAGAGAGCAGAAGACCCACUAUGUGCUUCAUGCCCAGGCUAUUGACAGACGGACAAACAAGCCUCUUGAACCUGAAUCUGAGUUCAUCAUCAAAGUGCAAGAUAUCAAUGACAAUGCUCCAAAAUUCACAGAUGGACCGUACAUUGUUACUGUGCCUGAAAUGUCAGAUAUGGGUACCUCUGUUCUACAGGUGACAGCGACGGAUGCGGAUGACCCCACUUAUGGAAACAGUGCACGAGUGGUUUACAGUAUCCUCCAAGGACAACCUUACUUCUCAGUAGACCCUAAAACAGGAGUCAUUAGGACAGCCUUACACAACAUGGAUCGAGAAGCCAGAGAGCAUUACUCAGUGGUUAUUCAAGCCAAAGACAUGGCUGGGCAAGUUGGUGGGCUUUCAGGAUCCACAACUGUCAACAUCACCUUGACUGACGUCAAUGACAACCCACCACGGUUUCCACAGAAACACUAUCAGCUCUAUGUUCCUGAGUCAGCGCAAGUUGGUUCAGCUGUUGGGAAAAUUAAGGCAAAUGAUGCAGACACCGGCCCAAAUGCUGACAUGACUUACUCCAUCACUAAUGGUGACGGGACUGGGAUAUUCUCUAUCUCCACUGACAAAGAUACCAGAGAAGGAAUACUUUCCUUAAAGAAGCCACUGAACUAUGAGAAAAAAAAGUCAUACACACUCAACAUAGAGGGAGCAAAUACACAUCUCGACUUCCGCUUUUCCCACUUGGGACCUUUUAAGGAUGCUACGAUGCUGAAGAUCAUUGUUGGAGAUGUGGAUGAGCCGCCUCUCUUUUCGAUGCCUUCUUAUGUCAUGGAAGUCUAUGAAAAUGCCAAGAUUGGGACAAUUGUUGGCACUGUUUUGGCACAAGACCCUGACAGUGCUAACAGCUUAGUAAGAUACUUUAUCAACCACAAUGCUGAAGAGGACAGAUUUUUCAACAUUGAUCCCAAUACUGGAACCAUUAAGACUACAAAAGUACUUGACAGAGAAGAAACACCCUGGUAUAAUAUCACAGUGACUGCUUCAGAAAACGACAAUCCUGGUUUGCUGAGCCAUGUCACCGUGGGAAUUAGAGUUCUGGAUGUCAAUGACAAUCCACCAGAACUUGCCAGGGAAUAUGAUAUUGUUGUCUGUGAAAAUUCAAAGCCUGGCCAGGUUAUUCACACCAUCACUGCCACUGAUAAAGAUGACUUUGCCAAUGGACCAAGAUUUAGCUUCUUUCUUGAUGAGCGUCUUUCCAUGAACCCAAACUUCACCAUUAAGGACAAUGAAGAUAACACAGCCAGCAUUCUGACAAGGCGGAGGAGAUUUAGUCGAACUAUGCAGGAUGUGUAUUAUCUACCCAUUAUGAUCUCUGAUGGUGGAAUCCCCUCUCUCAGCAGCAGCAGCACCCUCACGAUCAGGGUUUGUGCAUGCGAGAGAGAUGGGCGCGUGCGGACCUGCAACGCCGAAGCCUUCCUGUCCUCGGCUGGUUUGAGCACAGGAGCCCUAAUCGCUAUUCUUCUCUGUGUUGUCAUUCUUCUUGCCAUCGUAGUCCUUUUUAUCACCCUGAGGCGCGGCAAAAAAGAGCCCUUGAUCAUUUCCGAGGAGGAUGUGCGGGAGAACGUGGUCACCUAUGAUGAUGAGGGAGGUGGGGAAGAGGACACAGAGGCUUUUGACAUAACAGCCUUGAGGAAUCCUUCUGCUGCUGAGGAGCUCAAGUACCGCAGGGACAUCCGGCCUGAAGUGAAGCUCACUCCCAGACAGCAGACCUUAUCCACCCUGGAGAGUAUAGAUGUUCAGGAGUUCAUUAAGCAAAGACUGGCAGAAGCAGACCUGGACCCCAGUGUACCCCCUUAUGACUCUCUUCAGACUUAUGCCUACGAGGGUCAGAGAUCAGAAGCUGGGUCUAUCAGCUCACUGGACUCAGCAACAACACAGUCAGAUCAGGAUUAUCACUACCUUGGAGACUGGGGACCUGAGUUUAAAAAGUUAGCUGAACUCUAUGGAGAAAUAGAAUCUGAAAGAACAACUUAGGGGGUCAGCUGUACAACCUGUAGAAUUUGCUUCUGAGCAAGUGGAGAUAUGACCUCAGUUCUGACAAGGAAGAUACAUGGAAACAGUACUUGGAACUGAGCAAGCUGUACACAGAUCCUGUAGAAACAAGUGCCCUUUUUAUGAUCAAAACUGGGUUAUUUAAUUGAAUGAAAGU